Molecule: messenger RNA, 900 nt
Organism: Vanderwaltozyma polyspora DSM 70294
Lineage: Eukaryota; Fungi; Ascomycota; Saccharomycetes; Saccharomycetales; Saccharomycetaceae
Exons: 1
Coding region: 1-900 (299 amino acids)
Cellular component (GO): peroxisomal membrane
Molecular function (GO): NAD transmembrane transporter activity; coenzyme A transmembrane transporter activity; FMN transmembrane transporter activity
Source: RefSeq, a predicted model, not a curated record
AUGUCUGAUUCUGCUGAUCCAUUGGUUCAUGCUUUGGCUGGUGCAGCUGGGGGUGCCUUAGCUCUGUCUGUAACUUAUCCUCUUUCUACGAUAACAAUGAAGUUACAAAACAAUGAAGAUGGUAAAGAACGAGAUGAGUUGACUGCUAAGAGGGUUAUCUUGGAUAUAUUGUCUAAGGAUGGGGUUCUAGGGUUAUAUUCGGGUUUAGAGAGUGCACUUUAUGGUAUGACUGUGACGAAUUUUAUCUACUAUUAUUUCUAUGAAAAGACUGGUAAAUAUUUUAAGAUGUUGAACAAAGUUUCCCAAUUAUCUACAACGAAUACCAUGAUGACAGGGGCCAUCGCUGGUGUCAUUACUGCAGUGGCUACAAAUCCGGUUUGGGUAGCUAAUACAAGGAUUACUUUGAAAAAAUCAGAUGUCAGUACUUUAAGGACGAUUAAAAAUAUUGUAGCUAAAGAAGGUGCUCAGAAUUUAUUCAACGGGUUGAAACCUGCUUUGAUUUUAGUAAUAAACCCGAUUAUUCAGUAUACUAUUUUCGAACAAUUGAAAAUUAUAGUUUUAAAUUCCCAAGUUGGUAAGAAAAGAAAUCUGUCAGCCAAUUGGGCAUUUAUCUUGGGGGCUAUCGGUAAAAUAGCUGCCACCAGUAUAACUUAUCCAUAUAUCACGUUAAAGACAAGAAUGCAUAUGUCUACAUCUUCAUCGGCCAAAGGCGAAAGCAGUUCUUCGUUGGUUCUUGAAAUAUUGAAAAAAGAAGGUAUUGCAGGAUUGUUCAAUGGUUUUUUCUACAAACUAAGUCAAAGUGUGCUAACCGUUGCUCUCUUGUUUUAUUUCAAAGAAGGUUUAUUGUCUUCAACCUUAAAAUUAUUAAAAAUCAUUCGUUCAAGAAGAAUCAAAACUUAA